CGGUCGACGUUUAUGGCUAAGGUUUGAUCAGUCUGAUUCAACAGUUUGUGCCGUAAGGAAGUGUGCAGCACUACUGAACGGAAGUCACUUGGGGAAAAAGUUUGAAAAUUGUUAAUUACACAUCUACCUACAGCGACACUGUUAGACAUUAUGCGUCUAGCAAAGUGACAUAGUUCAAAUUCAAUAAAAAGCAAAAACAAAAUCAACGUAUUUCGGACUUUAGUAGAGCGUUAAUUAUUUAAACCAAAUCGAAAUAAAAUUUUUGUGUGUUUCUGAAAGACUGACAGUAAAGAAAAAGUAAUUAAAUAAGAAAUAAAAAAAGUGUUAAACUCAACGAGCGAGCGAAAGUAACUGUAUAACAUUGAAAUCAAACAAAAAUCAGCAAACCGAAAAUAAUAACAACAACAUUGCCGUCGUUGUGCGAAAUUGAAAAUAAAGAAAUUGAAAAUUGAAAGCCACGCUCAAUACCUUGCUUAAUUUGCGAAAUUAACACAUUCUUGUGAAAUUGCCUAAUUCAAUGCAGAUUUAUAACACAAAGUAGCUUGCUGCGUAUAACAAAAAAAAAAAUAAAAACAAAAAUACAUACAUAAAUUAAAGUAAAACGCGCACUUGUUGUUAUCAACCGGCGUUUUGUACGCGACAACGCGUCUUUAAAGUGAAGUGUCGUGACACUCGAAACAACAAUUGCCUUAGUCAUUUAUCGAUAUUUGACUAAUAGCACGCCCAGUGCGCAGCCAAUUACUCCACGUGGACGAGCAGCGAAAGAUUUUUACGAAUUUACUUGGAUUAGUAUGCGGUGUGGUUGCAAAUCACUUGCAACCAAUAAAUCCAGCAAAACGGCGAACCUAAACGAAUUUUUACCCUCCCAAACGCACCCACGCCUCUCAUGUAGCGUGUGGUCACCCACGAAUGUUAUAAACGUAACAAAAACAACACAAAAAACCACGCAUAUACAGCGAAAUUGCGGUAGCCGUAGCCGAAGAAGAAGAAGCUACCGCGUCCUACUUAUAAGCAAUCUCAUUUUCAUAAUGACCAUUGUAACAAUAUGCACUGAAACCGCCUUAGCAGCGCCCACCGCAACAACAACAACAAAUAGUCCCGCCACACAAUCCAUACACGCGCCAACCAUGACGGGUGGUAGAAAAGCCAACACUGGCGCCAAGAACAAGGCUGUGGGUGUGGCUGUGACGCAAAAUACGAUCGAUGUGAGCAGCGGUGUGGUCUAUACGAUACCCAUUGAGGGUUCGCGAAAACGUAAGCGGCACAGCAAACGUCACAGUAAUUUUAAUAUUGAAACGUUGAAAGAUAUGCCAUGGGUGAAUCCUUGUGGUGGCUUCUAUGUGCCGUCGGCGACGCAGGGUGGCAACGCUAUGCGGCGGAAGAAUCCAAAAAAGAUUUUCAACUUGCUCAAAAGGUUAACAGAAAACGAGUACAAAACGUUGAAAGCCGGCCAACAAGAUAUUGAUAUAAGCAAUAUACAAAUUUGGUCGCUGCACAAUAAGACCUAUAAGUUUCUGCCAAAAUUGAAGAUCAACUCAACGAUCGCACUAAAACGCUGGUACCGCAAUAUGCAAUCAUUUGUCGGUUCAUUCGCCUAUUUGCGCAGCAUACAACGCGCCUGGGAUAUGGCCAAAUUGCAGCGUGAGAAUAGCACCGCACGCGAAUUGAAGCGUCUAUUUAUCAGCGCACGCAACAUGCUGUGCGAAUUGGAGACAGCUAUCAAUGGCACAAUGCCAGCGCCGCGUAUGUUGCGCGGCAGCGCGUUGCCACAAGUGACAAGCCAGCAGAUGAAUAAACGCUUGAAGCUGCAUACAAAGCGACGUGCCGAAAGCAAUCCGAAUGUGCUGCAGAAAGCCGACACAAUCGAUUUAAUGUGGGUGAAAUAUUACUAUUAUGAAUUUUUGAAAACCAUGUGGAAGGUGUUGCGUCAACAGACAAAGCGACGUGGACAAAUUGCGCUCAACGCGGAAAAUCCAAAAGCAUUCAAUGAGGUGGAGAAGCAUUUCGGCAGCAUUGCGGCGACAAAGCGCAAUGAGAUGAGUAAAAACAAGCGGACGAAAGAUCAACUGACGACGUCAAAAUCGGAGGCGGCUGAGGCGUUGGUGACAGCACGCAGCAGUAGUGGCGCUAAUAAGCGUAAAAACGCUAAUUUUGGUAGUCGGCGACGUUUGGCGCAAGCGCACAGCGAGACGCGGUGAGGUUAUACUAUAUAAUUACAGAUUUUAAAUUUCAUAUGUGCAGAGUAGUUAGUAGCUAAGUUGCAUGUAUGAAAUGGUAAUUUUGAGUCUCAAAGCAAUAUUUCGCUUUUCACAUUUGACAUGUACAUACAUACAUAUGUAUGCUAGUUAAAUAUUUACAUUCAUACAUAUAAACAUGCCAGGUUGAAGCAUUGACUUCCAAAUAUAUAUACACAUACCUAAAUACAUCUAGCUACAUUAAUAGUAUUGAGUUUAUUAUAGUAUUAAAUGAAAAAAAAAAAACAACAAAAAAAUGUGAAUAAGAAUUUAGCUACUUCUUUAGUGCACAGUGACUGCAUUCCAGUAAUGUUAAUAAGACAAAACUUUAUAUCGUAAAAAAAAUAUUUUUUUGUACACAUCUGUAUACAUAUGUACAUACAUAUAUAUGUAUAUAGUUUAGUAGUAUUGCAGCAAUACACUGCAAACAAAAGGCUUUGUAUUUAAUUAUAAAUUAUUUGCUUACAAUAUCUAAUAAGACAAUAACAACAACAACAAAACGUAAUAUAAGCAAAAUUAUCGCACACAUAAAUGCAUAUUUAUUUAUUAUACAACAUGCCGUUUCAUAUAGAACAAUCAGUGCGCGCACACGUUCAAGUUCAAUGUUGUUGUGCAAUAACAAGGAAACAACAACAACAACAAUUUGAAAUAUCAAACAGCAAAUUUCCAUAAAAUUACUUUGCCUUGAAUUUUCAUUUUCAUUUUCAUUUCCAUUUUUCACUUUCGAUUUCAUCUACACAACUUGGCAUGCAAAAAAAAAAAAUCAACGAUAACAACAACAAUAAUAAAAAUGUAAACAAACACAAAUUGAUAGUUGUAGCACUCGUCUAGUCAACACCACACAACAAGCAGUUUCAAUUACUUUGAUAACUGAGCGCACACACCCACAAUCAGACAUACAUACAUACAUACAAACUAAUAAACACAAAUAAGCACAUAUUAGCAGCAACAUACAUACAUACUAGUUAUAUUGCUAUUCAAGUGGCGCAAGCUGCUUGACUGGUUCCUCAAUUUUUUCACAAUUCAUUUUUAUUGUAAAUGUUUAUAGAAAAUGCAUGCAUGAACAAAUUGUAUGUAUAUAAGCUUCAGAAGCUUUAUUAGCACGUGAGCAGAGGCGCGGCAUGUGAGCGAUAAGAACAGCGCCAACAAAGGCGUCUCAAAUAAUGAUUGAUUUUAAUGAGUCAAAUAGACGGAUAAUUAAUUUUAAUUGAAAAAUUAUCGAUUUGCAAAACAACAACAACAGCAAAAUAUGCAGUUAUCAAAAAAACAAUGCAAACAUUUUUAUUUCUAAAAAAUUAUGGAAAAUUUUUCAAAAAUUGCAAAUUUUUAAUAAUUUCUUUUUUUAUGAAAUAUUGAAAAUAGCUCAUUAAACACACUCAACAAGCAUCUCUGCUCAUAACUGCAUAUAUCCAUAACAUUCACUAUCAUUCAACACAUUUCGAAAUCAAAUCGAAAACACUGAAUAUAAAAGACUACGAAUAAUAAGCUCUCUCACAAGCUCUCUCUCUCUACUUACUAUGUAUCUAAGUCGCAUUCUAUUUGUUAUUUUAUUAUCUUAAAUGGCAAUGCGUACAAUUAGCACAUAAGUCACAAAUAACAAAAAAAUUAUUAAAACAAAACCAACAACAACAAAAUGUGUAAAUGACUUGCAUUUUGUCAACUAAAUCAUUGACGACAAAUAUUUAUACAUACAUACACACAUACAUGUAUUUAUUUUUGCAUUUAGUUAGUAGCAAAGCAAAAACACAAAGAAUAAUAUUAAAAAAAAAAACAAAAACAAAAACAAAACAAACACUUAAAAAUAAACUUCAUUCAGUCAAAUGCUCGCAUGCAUUUGCUUUUGCGCUGUGAUAUUGUAU
This is a messenger RNA of Zeugodacus cucurbitae (melon fly), 4093 nucleotides long. RefSeq lists its product as uncharacterized. The record is from RefSeq and is a predicted model, not a curated record. Bases 792 to 2198 code for a protein of 468 amino acids. Lineage: Eukaryota; Metazoa; Arthropoda; Insecta; Diptera; Tephritidae. The transcript is spliced from 4 exons. Gene Ontology annotation, biological process: embryonic development via the syncytial blastoderm; cell surface receptor signaling pathway via JAK-STAT.